UCACAGCGUUCCAAAGACUAGGAGUAAAAAUUUAUCUAUGAUUAGAAAUAUGAGUAAAAGUUUAUUUUUAGAAAGCUAUUUGCCGAUAUAAAUAGAUGUAAUGACAACAUUGGACAUUUGGUUUCGUUUGGACUAUCACAGGGUCAAUUAAAAUAAACUACAUUCCUUGAAAAUGGUGAAAUUGCUGAGUGAUAUAUGCCUAAACGUCAUUCAUGUUUCAUUGGACAAGAUGCCAGAUAUUGGACUCUAUCUUCCCACAGUGUACAAGGAAAUGUUAAUUGAACGUUUGGCAUGGCAUGAUAUGAUUUCUCCAGAUUACCUCCCUUACAUAUCUCGUCAGCUAUUUUCAUCAUCUCUUAGAAGAAUUAAUUUCUACAAAUGUGAGCAAGUUAAUGACACAGUGCUACAGUUAUUGGCGACAUCAAAAUGCAAGCUAGAAUAUUUGACAGUGAAUCAGUGUCAGGAUGUAACAGAUAAAGGCAUACAAUGCUGUACAAGAAACCAAGACGAACUAGUAUCUGUUAAGUUCAGGAAAUUAAAGUUAUUAACAGAUGCUAGUCUUAAUUGUUUGAUGUCACCAAAACUAAAAUGUGUUGAUCUCAAAGACUGUGCGAAACUGACAUUUGAAGGUGUGCAGAAAAUGUGUGAAAGAAAUCCUACCAUUGGAGAGCUGACAGUGUCAGGUGUAAAUGAAAUAAAAGGAAAUAAGGCUAUCAAUAAUAAAAGUUUGGAGCACACUCAGGACAAACAUGGCAGCAUCGUCAAAAUUGCACACAAUCUUGGACAUAAUUUGGAGAUAUUUGAUGCUCAGUUGAAUCAAAUGUGUGACGAAUGUCUAGAAGUAUUAUCAUGCUGCUGUCCUAACAUGAAAAGUUUGAAUUUGCAUGGAAGCUCAAGACUAUCAGGAAAAGCUUUAACAAAGUUCUCAAUAGGCUGCACAAGUUUGGAGAAGCUAGAUCUCUCUUUCUGUAGUAGUUUAUGCAACAGUCCCAGCAAUGAAGCUCUGUGGACCCUUCCUACCUCCCUUACAGAACUCUCCCUAUCGGGAAUACAACUGCGAGAUGAGAGGAUAUUUGUAGAAUGUUUACAGCGCUUGCGUUGUCUAAAAGCAGUUAAAUUGUGUGGCGUUAUUGCUGUAACAGAUAAAACACUGAAACAGGUUUUACAACACAUAGGUCACUCUUUGACCUCGCUAGAUUUAAGCGGAGGUCUAAACGAUCAAUUGUCUGAUGAAGGUUUAUUAAGUAUAACCGAACACUGUACGAAUCUAGAGGAACUCUUAUUCAGACUACUACCAAAGUUAAAAUGUAAAGAGUUACUGCCCAUUUUCAAGGAUCGAGCGAGGGCUUCAAAGUUUAAAAAGAUUUUUCUUUCAGUUAAAGAGCUGGACUCUGACUUGCUACGUGAAGUGUGUAAGUCAUGUCACAAUCUAGAGAAGCUAGAUUUAGCGGGUCUAGGUAUUGUUAGUGAUGAAACUCUGUUUUUGCUGGCCAAAAACUGCCCGAAACUGGAACAACUUAACAUCAAAAGUUGCAGGAAGGUAACAGAUGAAGGUGUAUGUGAACUUGCCCGAUGCUGUCCAAUAAAAUUCCUCGUUCUAGCUGGAAUUUUCAAUGUUACCGACAAAAGUAUAUUUGCUCUUGCCAAUAGCUGCCAUUAUUUAGAAGAGAUUUAUUUAAAUGGAUGUGCUCAGAUUUCACCAACAUCUAUACGCUAUCUUGUGGAUUGUGCAAUUCCAAGACUGUUUUACAAACAUGCCACUCCCAACGCUGCUCCGAACCAGCUAAUGGCGAGGAACCUCGAUACCGGGGAAUUCUGUAGAGCUGAUUUGAUCAAUGAAGAUAUAUUGGAUCUUUAACUUUUCUGGAAAAUUUGAUCUGUGCAUGUUUUUUUUUAAUGUAUAUGUAUGUUUAUAUAAAUUAUGUAAGUUAUAAAUGUCUAGUUCGGAUUAGUUUUUUGCUCGACAAGUGAAGAAUAGGGAGAGCUGUUGUACUCACCCAGGCAUUGUUGUCCUACAUUGGUUAGGUUUUUUGCAUUCAAUUUGAUAACUCCAAAACUACUGAAGGGGAUUUUUUGAAGAAUAGGACACUUAUUCUCUGAUAUUAUUUUACAUGAGGGGCACAGGCCCCAUAACUCUGAGUUAACUCUUUAUAGAGUUAUUCCACUUCUCUUACUAUAAAGCCCUAAGAAUAGUCGAGUGUGAUGUCUUGCGAACAGCUCUUGUUAAAUUUUAGAAUACAAUGUUGCAUGUGUUAUGUACAAUACAAAGUAUUGAAACAAAGUUAAAUAUCCAAACCUUUCUUUAUAUGUUAUCGCAUAAUUCUAAUAGACUUCUAGAAUAUAUGUUGUUAUUAUAUUUUAUUUUGUAAUAUAGUAUUAAAUUUACAUUAUUUUGUUAAUUUUUAUAAAAAAUUUAUACCCUAA
This is a messenger RNA of Ruditapes philippinarum (Manila clam), 2424 nucleotides long. RefSeq names its product F-box/LRR-repeat protein 2-like. Gene Ontology annotation, cellular component: SCF ubiquitin ligase complex. Gene Ontology annotation, molecular function: protein binding. The coding region runs from base 173 to 1858 and encodes 561 amino acids. Gene Ontology annotation, biological process: SCF-dependent proteasomal ubiquitin-dependent protein catabolic process. The transcript has 11 exons. The record is from RefSeq and is a predicted model, not a curated record. Lineage: Eukaryota; Metazoa; Mollusca; Bivalvia; Venerida; Veneridae.